UUCUCCGUUCGGCCUGAGCGUUCGAUCGUUCGUCGCUCUCCUCGCGUUUCCGUUCGUUUAUACACCUGCGCGUAUUCGUACGUUUUAUACCUGUGUUUGUACGUAUUCGAGGCACAACGAUCGCGUGCGUGUGUGUGUGUGUGUGUGUGACGUAAAAAUUAGCCUCAAGUCGCACGAAUAACCACGUAACAACAUCACCUUGGAUGAGAGGUCAGUUUGUUUUUUCGACGGAUACGCGAUGAUGAAAAUUUGACCUCAUAUUACAGUGUGCGAAUAUUUAAGUCUCGCUAAUUUAGUGGUGAUAAUCGAAUCAAAAGUGAUGCACGCUUGUACGGUUUUUUAAUUUUUUUCUUUUCAUUUUUGUGCGCUAACCGAGCUCAGGUGGGAGGAAAAUUGGAACAGGAAGUGAAUCGGAAGUGUAUAUGGUGCACCUCUAAACGCUGGUUGCACAAUUUAGCGGUAAAACUUUUGCCACGCAUCUGUGACCGGAUAUAUUCAGCACAGUUAUGUACUUCCAAGGAGAAAGGGGCUAUUUACUCUAGGCUAGGAUGUCACAUCACAGCGACGACAACAUGCUGAUAGCAACGUCGGACUCGUUUUGGGAACCGGGGAACUAUAAGCGUACGACAAAGCGUAUAGAAGAUGGUCAUAAGUUGUGCGACAGUUUGAUAGCUUUGGUACAAGAGCGGGCCGAGAUUGAGAAGAAUUACGCGAAGGCGCUCAAGAGCUGGUCAAAAAAUUGGAAUGACAAAAUUGAAAAGGGUCCCGAAUAUGGAACGACGGAAGCAGCGUGGAAAGGCGUUCUCGUCGAGUCGGACAGAUUGUGCGAUUUGCAUUUACGGGUCAAAGACAACUUGUGCAACGACAUUAUACAGCAGGUGAAAACGUGGCAGAAAGACACCUAUCACAAGUCAAUGAUUACGUUGAGGGAACGAAAAGAGAUGGAAGAUUCGUUUAAAAAGGCUCAAAAACCGUGGGCAAAGUUACUACAAAAAGUCGAAAAGGCCAAGGCCGAGUAUCACAACAGUUGUAAAACGGAAAGAACGGCGGCCAACAUGGAACGAAACGCUUCCGCAGACAGUUCGCUCUCACCUGAUCAGAUUGCCCGAGGCUCGGAAAACAGAGCUCUGUUGGUGAAAAAAAUGCAAGAUCGUGUACAAAAAACAAAGGAGGAGGUACAGAAAUCGAAAGAAAAAUACGAGGCGUCUCUUCUUGAAAUAAAUCAGUACAAUCCUAAAUACAUGGAAGACAUGACGCAAGUUUUUGAAAAGUGUCAAGAAAUGGAGGCCCAGCGACUGCAGUUCUUCAAGGAUGUUCUUUUUGGAAUACACAAAUGCCUUAACAUAUCACAGGAUCCGGUGCUCCCUCAAAUCUACGAAGAAUUCUAUCACACAAUCAACAAUGCUGCGCACGAAAAAGACUUGAAAUGGUGGUCGAAUAAUCACGGGGUCAACAUGGCUAUGAAUUGGCCACAAUUUGAGGAUUAUACGGAGGAGUUCCGUGACAUCACCAAAGGGUCUAAAUCGAAGGAGGCAUUACCUGCUGGAUCCAUCACUCUCAUCAAUCAGCGCCCUGUUGGUGAAGAUCUGCAUGAGUUCCCGCCUGUCAACCAUAAAGCCAGAGCCAAACCUGCUGGACGAGUAAUACCAACAGACGCACCGCUUCCAGAUACCAAAAUCGACACCAUAAACUCGUCGAGCAAACAAACCUCGGAAAAGAACAACCAUGAAACGAGCACAGUGAACAGGACUGCGACUAUCACAAAUGGAACCAGUGUAAAACAAGAAUCUAAUCCAUUCGAAGAGGAAGAAUGGGACGAAGAUGGUGGUGAGCCUCUAGUCGACAAUGGGGAACCUGGUGUCCCUGUCAGAGCGUUAUACGAUUACGAAGGUGCCGAAGCGGACGAAUUGAGCUUCAAACAAGGUGACGUUUUUGAGAAACUGGAAGACGAGGACGAGCAGGGUUGGUGCAAGGGGAGGAAGGACGGUAGGGUGGGACUGUAUCCUGCCAACUACGUAGACCUUGUAUCUCAGUAAUCUACGAGUUAAACACCAAAUCGAUUCGUUGAUAAAAUUUAAAGCCGUACCAACGGCCUAGAAUCGUUGCUGAUUGAUGCCGAAUUAAUUGGUAAUAAAUAUAGCAACCGAUGUUCAGGGGAGUACUGGCAUUUUUUUCAAUGCAUUUUCUGGUGUGAAGUUAGCGAGGAGCCGAGAGAAGGAGAACGUAUCAAGUACAUAAUGUUUUUAUUCACGAAAUUCGUGUCAAGUUGUCAAAUCGAUAUGUCUCUUAAGAUUCCUCGAUGCCGAAAGGUUGUUUAUAUUUUAUAUGAAAGGAAACAAUAUACUUUGUUGAUUUUACAAGUUCGUUUUUACUUUCUGAAUGCCGACGUGUGAGGGUUGGAUGUGCUGUAACUUGUAAAAUUGAUAAUUUUUGAGAAAUCAAAAAAUUUAUCUUGUUUCGUCUUGAUAGGUAUUUUACAUAUUUGCAGCUAGACUCUCGUCGAAGAAGGGAUCUACUUUCAAAUGAUAUUUUUUUGUGUUUUAUAUUUUGUUUUAAUUUUUUUUUUUUUUUGUUCCUGAACUAUUUCGAGGUAGCAGGGUAGUGAAAAAAGAAAAUCCACUACAAGAUGUGGAAAAAAUUUUGGGCAGUGAUGCGUAUAAUGCCAUUUCUAGGUUCUUGAAGAGAGUUUAAAAAAUAAUUAAAUAAUUGAAUGUAUGGUCAUAUCUUUCGUGACUUAUUAUUACCUAUUAUCAUUAUUAUUAUUAUUAUUGUUUUAUUAAUUAAGGACGUUUUGGCAGCAGUAAUGAGAAUUAUAUUUAAUUUAUUGUUAUAUUAAAAAUCUAACGUCUAUCUAAGUGGUGUCAUUGUACAUAUAAUACUUAAAAACAAAAAAAAAAAAGAAAAAAGAAAUGCACGGCAGUGCAUCAGUUAUAAUGAUUUAUAACUAUUAUGUAUAACAGGAA
Molecule: messenger RNA, 2963 nt
Organism: Neodiprion fabricii
Lineage: Eukaryota; Metazoa; Arthropoda; Insecta; Hymenoptera; Diprionidae
Gene: Synd
Product: protein kinase C and casein kinase substrate in neurons protein 1
Exons: 11
Coding region: 549-2036 (495 amino acids)
Biological process (GO): plasma membrane tubulation; regulation of endocytosis; cytoskeleton organization
Cellular component (GO): plasma membrane; endosome; cytoplasm
Molecular function (GO): phospholipid binding; protein binding
Source: RefSeq, a predicted model, not a curated record